This is a messenger RNA of Bombyx mandarina (wild silkworm), 3148 nucleotides long. RefSeq names its product HTRA2-related serine protease (gene HtrA2). The record is from RefSeq and is a predicted model, not a curated record. Lineage: Eukaryota; Metazoa; Arthropoda; Insecta; Lepidoptera; Bombycidae. Gene Ontology annotation, molecular function: serine-type endopeptidase activity; protein binding. Gene Ontology annotation, biological process: proteolysis; positive regulation of apoptotic process; programmed cell death.
GAAGAGUGUUAGUGUUUUUUGAAAUAAAACGUCCGUAAACAUUUUUCUAGUUCAGUACUAUAAAUUAUUAAUACAUAAAUUAUUGUAAUUAAGAUCACAACCUGUUUUCGGCUUAGUCAAGUUUAUUUCUAAUUAUCAACAAUGUUUUUCGGUGGAGUAGAGGGAGGAGCAACUCACUCGAACCUUGUGAUAUGCGACGAAGCUGGACGUGUCGUUGGGAGAGCUAAAGGUCUCGGCACGAACCAUUGGACUCUUGGAAUAGACGGAUGCGCCAAUAGGAUCAUAAGCAUGCUGCACGAGGCCAAAGAAGACGCAGGGAUCCCCAAAGAUCAAGCCCUAGAUUCUUUGGGUUUGACGUUAUCAGGCUGCGAACAAGAAAGCAGCAAUGCCGAAUUAGUGGCCAGGGUCAAAGAUUUAGAUCCGAUGUGUGCAAAAGCGGUGUAUGCGGCGUCCGACACAGCCGGGUCCCUGUUCACUGGAGCACCGGACGGAGGCAUGGUUCUUAUUGCUGGUACCGGUUCGAAUGCACUAUUACGUACGUCGGAUGGAGAACAACACAACUGCGGUGGCUGGGGUCAUUUACUCGGCGACGAAGGUGGAGCUUACUGGAUAGCGCAUAAAGCCGUGAAAUCGGUGAUAGAUGACGUCGAUGGUCUCCGUAUCUCUCCAUAUCCAACGCACAACGUAUGGGAAGUGAUCAGGGAACAUUUCGAUGCUGACACGAGAGCGGAUCUGCUUCCACACGCCUAUAAGAACUUUAAUAAAUCGCAAUUUGCGGGUUUAACGGUAAAACUAUCGGCAUUGGCAUACAAAGGUGACGAGCUAUCGAGGCAUAUCUUCGCCGAAGCUGGCGGUGCGUUAGCGGCUCACGUCGUUGCGCUGGCCAGACGGAGCACCGCCAAAAGACUGAGAGUCGUCUGCGUUGGUUCGGUGUGGAACAGCUGGGACGUGUUGAAACCGGGAAUGCUAAAUGAGCUUAACGCUAAAAAGGUGAAGUGCGAGUUGGAACUGGUACGCUUAAAAGUAUCGAGCGCAAUGGGAGCGGCCUGGUUGGCGGCUAACAAAAUAAACUACGACCUACCGAGAGACGACGAGGCCUUCUGUCAAGUAUUCCACAAGUACCGGCCGGAUACAGUUAACGGUGAUGCGAAGGUCAAACAUAACGGUCAAGUUAAUGGGAAUUUAAAUGGUGUCGAAAACUGCGGUAUAACGUUAAGUCUCUUGUAAAUUUUCGUUGCGGCGUUGCUCGCACACAAAUAAGCUAGUUAAUAUUACGUAUGAGUAAAUGAUUUAUAUGUGUGAAUGUGUGGGCUUUGUUCCCGCAUAGAAGCGUGCGUCUGGCCGGUUAAUUGAAUGGUGCAUUGGGUCUGAACCAAACAUUAAAUUCCUAGCCGGGGAAGGAUAGGGUACUUGGCUGUAAUCUAGGUUUCCUAUGUACACCUAAAAUUCAAAUAACAGAUAAAAUCACACAUACCCAGCCCAGACUGCCGAGAUGAGCUCUAGGACGGGUGAUGUUGUUGGCUGGACCUUUUAGGCCUAUGUUUAGUACCCGUCCGCGAAUGUUUUUUUGUAUCACUCGAAAUCUAACCUCUCUAUUAUUGGAAAAGUCCAAACAUGGCGUAUGACUUUCGUACGUAUCUUUCGGCCUACAGACGUCCUUUGUUGAACAUAAGCCUCCCCCACGCACGACUGUAAUAGCAGAAUUGUGGAAUUCAAUUCAAAACUUUUAGCCUAUGUUUUUAAAAACGUCCUUGUAAAUAGUAAUGAGCGUGUGCGUACAUCAUGACCGAAUAGGUAGGAGGUACUUUUGAAAAUGAAACAAGAUUUUCUACGUAAUUUAUGUGGUAUCAAAGGGCGGUAAUCUAAUUAAUUAUUUAUAGAGAAACCUUAUGUUGUAUGUUCGCGACAAGUUUAUUGACACUUAUCACAGCUAACUAAUGUCAUAGGCGAAGGAUUCGUGUGUACAAGCCUAAGCUAAAGAAAAUACGAAAGUAACAUAUUGUGGCGAGUUAGCUUAUUUGAAUCUGUUUUAUACAGUACGUUAGUUAUGAUUUAAUAAGGACUUCAUUACUGGGACCAACCAAUUUAGUGUCUAUGAAGCUUGUUGAGGUUUUCGCGGCCUAGAUGUAGUUUUGUAAUGGUGCAAACUUUUGAGCAUUCGAAAUAAGAUUCAGUCAUAAUUUUUUUUUUUCAAACCUAUUGUUACUAAGAAAAAAUUAAAGAAAUGUAUCUAUAUAGUUUAUAAAGAAAAUAUGCUUGGGUAUGUCACAAAAAAAAAACGUGCCAAAAUAUUUUAAUUUAGCUCCAUUUUAAGCCAUUCAAACCGAUAGAAACUAUUUCAUUCGAUAUAGUGAACAAUAAGUGUGGUAUUUAGGAAAUAAUGAGAAAACGAUUGUGAGUUAUUUUAUUGAUCUAAUUAAUUGUGGAUGACAGAUCUGAGAAGUUUUUGUAAUAAAUAUUAUUAAGGCAUAUGUUUCCUGUUAAGCAAAGAUCAGUUUCAUAUGUAAGGAUGGUCUACAAUUGAAAUUGCUUAGAAACAAGUUCCGGACAAUUGUUUUUUAGUCACAUCUAACGUGAACAUGUGACCUAUGACGUUGUCAGUCGGUGUUAAAGAGCGUAGUGUGUGGUGCUAACUGAUACCGCAUUGUUAGUGUUUCGUGCGACAGUGAUGACGCCGAAAUUAGCUGACUGUCUUUUCCAAAGGUCAAUGUGCAAUAUUUAUCGGCAGGUACUGUAAUCAUUAUGCAUAUACAUUAAUAAAAUUUUAAUUGUCUAUAGUAAGGCUAUAUGGAAAUAUUAUAAUUGUGGUUCUCGUCACAAGGUACCCCGAUUGUGAUGUGCUCCUCCAGUUACCAUUUAACACCAGGUAGAUAGUGAGCGUGUCAAUUGUAAUUUUACGAACAAAAAUACAUUUAGGGGCUGACCUUAGGAUAAUCUUUAAUAUAAUAUUGUGAAUAAGAGUUUAGAAUAGUUCCUGAUUACAUAAAUGAUAAGAUCUAUUAUAAUACAAAAACAUUUUAAAUGUUAAAUUUAUUAUCUGUAAUUGAAAAUAAAUUUGUCUAUACAAAAAUCUUAAGGUUUUACUAUGGUGUCUUAUUUAUCCUUAUUUAAUAUAAUAUCCAAAACGUAAUUUGUAAAUAAUGAAAUA